AUGCCUCGCGUGUGCUGGGGCGCUGAGCUCUCGGGGACGCGGUCGCGCUGCGCGGAAGCGGACGCCUCGACGCCCCACGAUGCGUCUCAAAUGUGCAGCCGCUGCCGAGUUGAGCUCGCCAUCCCGUACGACCGCGUCCGAACGCUGGACAAAGACACGGCCAACAAGCUGCGCAUGACCAAGACGAGCGGCGCGCCGCGCUAUGUCUCUCGCUUCGUCUGCCGCUACAAUGGGUGCGGCAAGGACUACGUGUCGAUGGACGGCGUGCGUGCCCACUGCAGGAAGGAUCACCCGGCCUGGCUGAACAGCCUUCCUGCCCGCAAGCCGUCCCUCUUCUGCGAGCAGAAGCAGGUCGAGAUCGAGAUUGCGACCUCCACCGCCGCCGACUCGAUGGCGCCGGUCCCAGACGAGUACUUGCACGAGGGCGAGGGCGGCGCACUCUUCGUCAAGUUCAAGCAGACGCCGACAGGGAUGCAGGCCGUCGCGGGUGGGAUCGCGCAGCAGCCGCCGGAGCAGCCGCCGCAGCCGUACACGGGCGCCUCGUACAUUGGCAUGCUACACGAGGCGCAGGAGACAUGGACGGGCAUCACAGGCCUACUCCGCCUGCGGGACACAACAUCCGAUGGGCGGACUGUGACUGUGCUCCUUAAGUAUUUUGGGCGCGAUUACAUGGCAUUAUUCUCGAUCUCGUGA
Messenger RNA from Emiliania huxleyi CCMP1516, 693 nucleotides. RefSeq lists its product as hypothetical. The transcript has 7 exons. NCBI's taxonomy places the organism in Eukaryota, Haptophyta, Isochrysidales, Noelaerhabdaceae. The record is from RefSeq and is a predicted model, not a curated record. The coding region runs from base 1 to 693 and encodes 230 amino acids.